CAGAGGGGGAGGAAAAGGAGGGAGGAGGAGGACGAAGGAGGAGAAGAGGUACAGGCACAUUAGCCCAGAUGAAUCCCAGUGAGGAAGCCGUGCUCUGAGUGAUGCGUCUGGUUUUUGACCUGAUGUUCAGUCUGGACUUCUGCCUGUCUGUCUGGAGGGAAUCCGUCCUUUGAAUCCCCUGUUGGCAUCUACGGUAGAAGCUGUAGAUACUGGCUGAAGGACAACAUGAUCGGCUACGAGCGUCCCUCUCCAUUAGGCUUCGGGCCGGCUGGGAGGAGUGUGAUGGUUCCCGAGCUCCCGGUGCACACACACACACACACACACACGCUGACAGCCAUGCCUCAGAGAUACUCCCACCAGAGGAGGAAAGCCAGCACAGCGGCUGCUCGGAGGAUGGAAAGGAGACGCAGGGAGCAGGGGAAAACCAGCAACAACAACAACAACCCAACCAGCAGCCACAGCCACCGCUCCAAGAAGCUGGCCAUGCUCUCCAGGUCCCUGAUCCUGUGUCACUCUAAGACUAAUGAUGACUGUCCAGAAACGAGGCAUGCUGGGGAAGUGUCAGAUGGGUGCAGGACCUGGGGCCCUGGCUGCAGGACAGACGGGCCCGCUGGGGAUCAAACCCGGUACAAAGAUACAGAGCACGGACACUGGAGGACAACCCAGCACUCAGCCUUGGAGAGAAGAGGAGGCGCUGAGGCGGAUCAUCCCAACACACUCAGGGAGAACAAACGGAGCAUACGGAGGUCCUUCAGCAUCAAGGAGAGUAGUAUCUGGAGGAUGUGUGUAGCCACAGGGCCCGCUGAGGAGCUGUAUGGACCACAAAUGGCUGAUAACAGCGUCCAGACAGAGGACAAAGGCACUAAUGUGGAGUCAGGGAGGAAUGGAGGGAACCUAAACAGAAGCUGCAGCUUCCUGAGCCCAGACAAGCUGGCACCCUUCAACGGACAGUUUGUAAAUGGCAGCACUUGGAUUGCAGGGGAGGGGAUGAGGAGCAUUCACAUUAAGGCCUACAGUGAGGACAUUUCCACAUGUGAAGACACUCUCCAUUCAUGCAGUCUGACUACAAACCCAGAGCACCCGGCCGUUAUUUCCCCAACUGACCCUCUGUCAUUGCCUGGAUACACAGAUGAAAAACUUAUAGCCAACAUCAACCACCUCAAGUUACCCAUCCCAGAGGUGAAUGAGGAGAGUUGCUGGGACACGGAGAAAACUGAGCAGAGCCCACCAGGACAGAUGGGCAGCAAUAGAACACGCUCCAAUUCAACCAGUGUCCAUCCUUACUGGAUUGGGGAUCUGGACAGCAUCAUCAUGAAGACCCCAGAGCUGUAUAGCAGUCAUCCUCAAGGGAAUAGUGGUUUCUAUGGAAACAGGAAGUCUCUGUCCCAGCAGCUGGAGUUUCCUCACAUCACUACACAACCUGUUCCCCGUCCCUCCCGCUCUCUCAGCUCUGCCCAGCUGCUACACUCCUGCAACAACGUGCAAGCCUUCAUCAUCUGUAAUGUUGUGCUGAUGAAGGGCCACGGCAAGGGCCUGGGCUUCAGUAUAGUGGGCGGGAGGGACAGCAUGUAUGGACCAAUGGGGAUCUAUGUGAAGACCAUCUUCCCUGGAGGGGCAGCGGCUGCUGAUGGACGGCUGCAGGAGGGUGAUGAGAUCCUGGAGCUGAAUGGAGAGUCACUACAUGGUCUGACUCAUGAUGAAGCCCUGCACAAGUUCAAACAGAUCAGAAAGGGCCUGCUGACGGUGGUGGUGAGGACCAGCCUGCGUGUGGGUGCUCUGAGGGGCCCAGCGCAGGCCGCUCAGCUGUGCAGGUCCCGCUCCCUCAGCUCCACCACGGGCAUGGCCCGGGCCAGCGCCGACAUGGGAGACUACAACUACCUUAACAACACGCCAAGUGUCCCGGGCCAUCCUGGGCCUGCUAAGCCCAGAGACCGCGUCAUGAUGGAGAUCAUCCUGCAGAAAGAGGCCGGUGUUGGUCUGGGUAUUGGACUGUGCUGUGUUCCAUCUGGUGACGGCUGCCCUGGGAUCUACAUCCACACCCUCUCUCCUGGGUCAGUCGCACACAUGGACGGCAGACUGCGGUGUGGGGAUGAGAUCAUGGAGAUCAACGACACUGUGGUUUACAACAUGGCGCUGAAUGACGUCUACACAGUGCUGAGCCAGUGUGCACCAGGUCCAGUCCACAUCAUCAUCAGUCGACACCACGACCCCAAAGUAUCAGAGCAGCAGCUGAAUGAUGCUAUCGCUCAGGCAGUGGAAAACAGCAAACUGAGAAAGGAUAAGAGCCAGUGGAGUAUCGAUGGGCUGCGCAGACUGGAACUCGGCUCUCACAGCCGGCAGAGAUGUGAACGCUGUCUGGAGAGGAGUUUUAGUCAGCUGACUGUUCGACGAGCACAGAAGGCAAUGACGCGCUCCUGCAGCGACAACACCACCAGCCACCACCACAACCACUGCCUCACCAUACACAACCUCCACAAUGCACACCACAACCCAUCCGCCCGCGUCCACAGCUUGGACACUCCCAAGUCAAUGAGAGAGACAUGGUCUGACAACAGACUGUCGGUGCCAGUGUAUCCUGAUGAAGACUAUAACGUCCCGUACAACUCUGCUGCUGCCAACCUGUCCGGUCAGCAGGCCCUGGAUCUGGCCCUCAGGGGCGAAAAGUCUACCUGCAGGGUGCGUACUGCUCCACGGCGACACUGCUGGCCUCAGGAUGUGACCAGUGAGGAGGGUUAUAAUGGAGACUCCAGUGGCUCAAGCAGAGGAUCCCCAGUCAGAGAUGGAGGACUGGAGUCGUCAUCACACACCAGCUGCCAGGAAGGAGAACGAAUAAGAGAACAGUCAGAGGGGACCGGAGAAGAUUUGACACAUCCAAACACUGCAGCCUGCACGAGCGACGGACUACACACAGGUGAUCAAUCUGCUGUGCUCUGCUCCCAGCCAAAGAGAGGAGCCCUGAGGAGACAGGCUCGCGUUGACCAACAAACCCAAGAACAGCUUCAGGAGGAUCCCUGGGUUCGCCUGUCAGACAGCUCGCCUGAAGAGCUGCCCGAGAUCCACCGCCAACCCCGCCCAGACAGAAAAGCAGACAGAACACAGCCGACUAAUAUCCACAGCAAGCCCGCCGCCAUGACUGACCAAGACAACAUGCCCGAGCUCAACGGCACAAACGGGACUUCAGAUCCUCCUUCUGACACCACUCCCGAAAACACAUUUGAAACUCCUCCGGAAGUAAAGAUGGCACCACCGGUGGCACCCAAGCCUAUCUGGUUCCGCCAGAGUCUGAGGAAACUUCGUGACGAGCAGGGCCAGAAGAAGCAAGCUAAAGCCGCAGAGCAGAGGCCUGCUGUGGUCUUCAACAGAAGCUCCGGAGUCAGAUCGACCUCGUCUGCAGCAAACCUGUCCAUCAAGCAGAAGAUCCACUCGUUUGAGACUUUUUCCAGUCCAGAGGGUCCAGAGAAGGGGGGAAACAGGAGGUCUGUGGCCCCUUCCGCCUCUCUCCCUCUGGAGAAGGAGUCCGGGAGUCCCCCUUUCUCACAUGGAAAUUGUGGGAAGGGUGAACAUAAAAUCCCAGAAGAGAUCCAGGCAUCUGUUAAGGAGACAGACAGCACACAUGUCUCUGCUAUCACCUCCUCCGCUUCUGAAGCUUCUAGUCAAACAACAGCCAAGGAAACUGAAGAUGAACCUCCGUCUAUCCAAUCCCCCACAGAUCUCCUACUUUCUGAAACCAUCAGCGAGGAACUGGACUCAGGGAUACAUGAUUCUCAUUCAGCUCCAGUCCAUGAUGACAGGAAUGUCUUUCCAUCUAAACAGGAGUGUGAGCUAGAGAGAGAGCAUCUUACCAGGUCCACAGAGUGUGAAGUCCUGCCCCCUGUGACAUCUGUGAGAUCCAGUGAAGCUGAAGGGGAAAGUCCUCCAGAGGGGACGGAGGAAGAUGGCGCGCAGAGCCAGGGAAAGCUGCAGACUCCAGCCACAGACAGUAACGCCCCGAGAGGCCUGGAGGGAGAGAGUUUAGAGAGAAUCCUUGCCUUCAGUAACCAGGUUUCCCAAGCAUUGAUGCACUCCCUACCCAUGUACCAGUGCCAUGGUAACCCUCACACCCCAGACCUGCAGGACCCCUCCGCAGAGGAUUUCAACGACCCCGGCCCGGACAGCAGCGACAGAGGCUUCUCUGUCAGCCUGGCCACGCUGAGGGAGUGUACCAUUGAGCGAGGAGAGGGGGGGUCUCACGACCAGGCAGCACUCACUUCUGCUCGUGCUCACUCGCUCAUCUCAGCCAUCCCCUCACAGGAAAUACAGAGGAUGAUCCAGGAAGUCCAAGAUCUGGAUGAAGAGACGCUGAAGCAACUGGUGGACAUCCAUGUUGUGAGUCUGCAUAAAGAGGAGGGAGCUGGGCUUGGCUUCAGCAUCGCGGGAGGCUCGGACCUGGAGAGCAAAGCUCCGACAGUGCACAGAGUGUUUCCCAGCGGCCUGGCGGCUCAGGAGGGCACCAUCCAGAAAGGAGAUGAGGUGUUGUCUAUAAACGGACAAACACUGCGCGGCGUGACACACGCCGACGCCACCGCCGCCCUGCGCCAGGCCCGCAGUCUCAAGCUGGCCGUGGUGGUCGUCUGCAAGAGGGCCGAGGAAGGAAGAGAGGAAGGCUGCAGGAGCGAAGAGCCCCACCCUGCAGAGGAGGAGCAGGGAGCUCCGGUGAGUGUGGAGCUGGAGAAAACAGCUGGAGGAGUUGGCUUCACUCUGGAGGGAGGAAAAGGCUCCAUUCAUGGAGACAGACCUUUGGUCAUCAACAGGAUCUUUACAGGCGGAGCAGCAGAGCAGAUUGGUCUGCAGCGUGGAGAUGAGCUGCUGCAGGUCCAGGGAGUCAGCCUGCAGGACAUGACUCGCUUCGAGGCCUGGAACAUGAUCAAGGCUUUACCUGAAGGAGCCAUCACCGCGGUGAUCCGGAGGAGACAGGGGGGGGCCGAAUGACACACACACAGCUGUUUGGAGCCUCUUACAGAUGAAUGAAUCCGAAAAGAAAAAGAAAAAAAAGAGAAAAAAACAACAGCACACAGAUGUUGGCCUUUUACUACCAGUCUCGUAAACUUGGAAACAAAUCCUGCACUCAAUUUUCAAAAAACGUUUCGGUCCCACGGCUCCUUUACAUAAAAUAGUCCGGAGGGACCGAAACAUUAGUAUUUUGUAAAUAAACUGUGAUGCUAAAGCACAAGCAGAGUGCGGGAUUUGUUCCUUUAUUUCCAAGUUGAUGUUAUUUUCCAACGCACCUGCACAGAAGAAUUUUUGGAUGUGUGAGUUGUUUCUUCAAAAAAUGACCAGUCUCAUAGAAAUCAGGUAUCAGCCAGCUUCUGAAUACAUUUCUAGUAUUUUUAUAUCAUAUUUCUGAUUAGAUAUUGAAGUUUAUUAAAUGGUCAGUUCACCUAUGAUCCACUUAUACUGGUAACUUGCCAUUUGUCCCAAUUCCUGUGAAUAAGUCUCAGGUCUGUGGGUUAUCCUGCAUACUGCUGUUUUGUUUACAUUGAAAUUAGAUCUGAGUUGUUGAAUACAGAAUACACUGUCAUGGGGGAAAUUAAAACGAAUGUAUGCACACAAAUACAUGAGUCAUGCUCUCAAAUUAAUAAAUUUAGAGGCUCAUUCCUCGACGCAGGUUCGACUCCGACCCUUUGCUGCAUGUCAAUUCCCCUCUCUCUCCCCUUUCAUGUCUUCAGCUGUCCUAUAUAUAAAGGCCUCAAAAAUAAAAAAUAAAACAAAUCUGAAGGAGAAGGGAAGGCCUAAAGGAGAUCAGUCACAAUAAUGCAACACCUGUACAGAACAAUGCAACCCAUUAAAACAGCCCAGUAACACAUCUGUGCUGCCGUUGUACUGGAUUGAUCCACAUUGUGAAAUGUUUGAGGUACAGGUGUUCAAUAGGUGUUGGUUUUUAAUGCUCCUGUGUGUUUAGUCUGUAUGGUAUGAAAAACUAAAUAUGCAGUCACGUGUCCAAGAACAGAAGUAUAUAUAUAUAAGAGUAAACAUCUAUUUUUCUCAGCAGUGGUACUGUAUGUAUAGGAAUCAAAAGAUCAGUAUUAAGCACUUUUGUUGACUCACUAGCUUUGAGUUUGACCCUCCUGCAACCUUAGUCUGUAUCUUAACUGGAAUGUUAUGGAGUUGUAUUUGUGUUUCAAUUCUGAGCUUGCAAUGGGACAUCUUGAGCAUAGAAAAAAGUGCAAGUAUAUACAUUCAAUUUUGUAGAGAAAUGAUCACUCAUUCCGUCCUGUGCUCAAUAAAUGUCAUAUUUAUAUUAUCCACAAACAUGUACAACCAUAACUGUAAGCAAGGACUUUGAUGCAGGGAAAAUGUGCAUUUUGUACACUUACAUUUUUAAACAAGCACAGAACAGAUAGUAGCAGACAAUAGUCUGUGUGGUAAUAUUUUCUCUACAAAAUUGAACUUGUGUGUUCAAUCUUUUUGUGCUCAAAUUGUCCCAUUGUGCACUCCGGAUUAAGACCCAAAUAUAAUACCAUAGAAUGUCUUGCAACCACAAACAAACAAAAAAAGUUUUCUAUUUCGGUAGCCUAAAAUAUAUUAAUUUACAGUCACUUACAUCUGGUGUAAGAAUAAA
This is a messenger RNA of Sander lucioperca (pikeperch), 6598 nucleotides long. RefSeq names its product interleukin 16 (gene il16). NCBI's taxonomy places the organism in Eukaryota, Metazoa, Chordata, Actinopteri, Perciformes, Percidae. The record is from RefSeq and is a predicted model, not a curated record. The coding region runs from base 226 to 4968 and encodes 1580 amino acids. The transcript has 26 exons. Gene Ontology annotation, molecular function: cytokine activity; CD4 receptor binding. Gene Ontology annotation, biological process: leukocyte chemotaxis; induction of positive chemotaxis.